Molecule: messenger RNA, 1307 nt
Organism: Drosophila kikkawai
Lineage: Eukaryota; Metazoa; Arthropoda; Insecta; Diptera; Drosophilidae
Gene: mRpS9
Product: mitochondrial ribosomal protein S9
Biological process (GO): translation
Cellular component (GO): ribosome; mitochondrial small ribosomal subunit
Molecular function (GO): structural constituent of ribosome; RNA binding
Source: RefSeq, a predicted model, not a curated record
UUUAUCUGGCCACAUUGUUUCGUCGUGCUUUAACUAAAAACCAAUGGCACUGCGUGUUUUUAGCUUAAAUUUAGUGAAAACUAACAGGAAUCUCCUACAAAAUGGAUUCAAGUCACCUGCCCCUCCCACGGGCCAUAUGGCGCCGGCAGCUUCUUUUGCCACAGAAGUGACCGUCCAGGCUGCUCCGGCGGCUGUCCAGAAGCAGAAGGUCAGCAAGGCCAUGCGGGCGUACCUAAAGCGAGCCAACGAGCACGACGAGUUCAUGAAGACCCAACAUCUGGAGUUCCAGAUCGGCAAGCGGCACCUGGCCAACAUGAUGGGCGCCGAUGCGGAGACAUUUACGCAGGAGGAUGUUGAUGAAGCGAUAUCCUAUCUAUUUCCUUCGGGCUUGUACGAUCCAAAGGCCCGGCCUGCCAUGAAAUCGCCAGACGUGGUAUUCCCAGCACGCAAGGCCGCAGAGUUUGACGAGACGGGCAGGCCAUUCCACAGCUUGUUCUACACUGGCAAGCCCAACUUUUUCCAGCUUCUGCAUGAUAUCGUGGAGGAAACCAACAAGUUGGCAGAUUUGGAGGAGCGCAUGCUACGCCGUGGCAACAAACCUGAUGAGAACCAGAAGCUAGAAAUCGAUGGCUUCCAUCUGCUACCAAAAGAUCAGCUGGAACUCCUGCUGGUGGAGAGUAUUGCGGAUAUUGAGUACUCCAAUUUUUGCAACUCCAUGGAUCGCUUAAUCGCCUCCCCCUACGCAUACAAAAGCAAGACCUUUAUCGAACGCUUUCUGAAGCCACUGAUGGAUCAGUCCAAUCAAUUGGAGGUGCCCAAGCCAAAGAUCGAUGGUGAGGGACGCCAGUACAUCACCACCUACGAGUGCCUGCGGAAGACAGCGAGAGCUGAUGUUACUGUCCGACUGCCGGGUACGGGGAAGAUCAGCAUUAAUGGCAAGAAUAUUUCCUACUUUGAGGAUGAAAACUGCAGGGAACAGUUGCUCUUCCCGCUGCAAUUUAGCGAGCUGCUGGGCAAAGUCGAUGUGGAGGCCAAUGUGGAGGGCGGCGGACCUUCCGGUCAGGCCGGAGCCAUCCGCUGGGGCAUUGCGAUGAGUUUGCGCAGCUUUGUCGAUCAAGAGAUGAUUGAGUCUAUGCGUCUGGCCGGCCUGCUGACACGUGACUAUCGCCGCCGCGAGCGUAAGAAGUUUGGACAGGAAGGGGCACGCCGCAAGUACACGUGGAAGAAGCGCUAGACGGGCACGUGAAUCCCCCUGACUCUGGUGGCAUUUUAGUUUCAAAUGUUUUAAUAAAUAUCAAAUAUGUUAA